AACCCGGAGUUAAAUGUGUUUGGUUUCUUUGGUUACGAAGCGUAACGAAACGCGGUGGAGGUUGAAAUGGACUUGAGAGGAGAAGAGCGAAAUUUUUUUUUUUUUUUAUAACAUGUUUAACACGCUCGCUAGCCAAUAGAUAGACUUUCUGGACGCAAACAGAGCAAAAUCUCAAAGGGCUGUGGUUGUCGUACUUAUGCUUAAGAAAAAUCAACAAAAUAACACACGUAAACAAACGCAAAAAGAAUGGAUCGAGCCUGAGCUAAGGGAAGUGUUUUAAAAAGUCGAAACACAAAGAAGAGUUGGAGUACAAUUUCGUUCAAAAACUGGUCAAAACCUCGAAGGGUUGUGUUAAAGUGUAUUUAUAUCUCUCGAUAUAUAAAUAUAUAUUUAACAUUACAUACUCAAUAUAGUAUAUAUACACAAAUAAAUCCGAAAACACCAUGAAGGCAACACUUUGUUUACUUCUUAUUGUAAUUUACGCAACCUUCUCCGCAGUUGAAAGUAGAGUUUAUUCAUCCUCGAAACAGAAGUAUCAAACGGAGAAUCAGAAAGAAUAUGACAAUAAUAAUGUAGCGGCCAGAUAUUCUAAAAAGAAUAAGAAAUCGGUAGAGACGGGAACAUCGGGUUCUCCACAAAAACGAAUCGUAUCGGCGUGGGGAAUAAUUGCAAUAAUUUUAGGUAUAAUUAUACUCAGUACAAUUACGUACUACGUGUUCAUACUGUAUCCGUACAUAUGUUACAAGGAUCAGGCUUAUGACACCAUAGAGUUGACCGAAGUUAACUCUGUCAGUACUGUCAGUGACAAUAUUAACAACAUGCUGCCAUAUCGCAACUCAAAUGACACAUCGUGAAAUCGAUAAGAAAAUAAGAAAAGUAAUAUUUUUCACGUUACUUAGAUAAGAGAUAAUAAUAACUUAUAUAAGAGACAAUUACAAUAUAUUUAUAUUAUCAAUUUUUAACAGCAAGUUUUAUAUCGGUUUUUAAGUAGUUUUGAGGUUUCUCUUUUGGAAACUUCUAUAUAUAGACAUCGAUAUAUUACCACUUUUUAUAUCAAGUUUUACAUACGCAACACUACAUAUUACAGCAAUCAGUAACUUCAGUGUUUAACAGAGUGAUUAGUAUACAUGGAAAUAAAUUUCUUAUGACAUUUUUUGUACGGAGAGUUGUGCUUCUUUGCAAGAGGAAAUUUUUAAUCGUACGAAUGAAAAUUUGUUGAACACAUAUAUACACGUUUUUGUUAAAAAUACUAUUUUCUUUUUAAAACGCGCGUAAAUGUUAAAUUUUUUUACAAAUAGUGUACGACGCAUGUCAGUUCUGCUUGCGCAAUGGAAGAUCCGACAGAAUACACAUUUUAAUUAGCGAGUGUAAUAUGCGUCACACACACACAUGUUCAGAGACAGACAGUUUGUCGAUACGCGAUUACAAUUAAGACUGAUUUUUUUUUUUUAUAUCGUCGAAUUUGGUCCCAUUACAGGGAUAACUACUUAAUUACUAAUCUAACUAGUUUUGUGAAGAAACGAUCUGUUCUUAAACUACUAGCGUAGCAAUGCAACACGUUUUUAUUACUAGCACAU
Molecule: messenger RNA, 1577 nt
Organism: Pseudomyrmex gracilis
Lineage: Eukaryota; Metazoa; Arthropoda; Insecta; Hymenoptera; Formicidae
Exons: 2
Coding region: 444-854 (136 amino acids)
Source: RefSeq, a predicted model, not a curated record